AUGGAACGCAACAGCACAACUUAUUUUGCCAACAGCGAGGACAGAGCGUCACAAAGUUCAACAUAUUUCGUCGUUGUAUUAAUUUUCACAAGCGUAGUUAAUAUCACUUCAAAUGUGUUGGUGCUGGUCAUUUUAGCGCGAAACAACCGCCUUCGCACAUUUACGAACUGUUUCAUCGCCAACUUAUGUGUUGUGGACUUAAUCGCUGGAAUCGUUGUAGUUCCCGCUACCAUUGAUUCACUUCUGACAAAAACUGAACCACGCAGCAACGGAAGUUUACUAUGCCGAUUCUAUGGCUUUUUGAACUCGCUUUAUGGCAUCGCAUCUUCAUUGACAGUAGCUGUAAUCGCUUUAGAUAGAUAUCACAGUAUUUUGAACUGUCUUCGUUAUGAAGUAAUCGUAACACAACGAAGAACGGUUUUCGUUGUCGCGUGGACAUGGUUACAAGCAUUUUUCGUCUCUUCGUGCCCGCUCCUAGGCUGGGGGCAUUUUUUGUUAAACCCCUACCAACGCUGUUCUGUAUAUUUCCCGGAUCUAACUGGCUUUAUAUUCUUCAAGACUAUCAGCUGUGUAUUACUACCAUAUUUUAUCACCGUUUUCUGCUACAGUAGAAUACAUUUAGUUGCAAGAAGACACGCCAAAACAAUUGUAAACAUCCAAGUUCGCGACGCAAAAAACCGCAUUAAGGGAACGUGCCUUUCAGGGGCUUCGAAAAAAACGUUAAUGGUAUAUAUCGUGUUGGGAGUGUACACGACUUGUUGGUUACCCUUUUACGGUAUAGACCUUCUUAUGACUAUUUAUCCAAGAACAAAAAUUCCAGAAACGGUUAUUUUAACUACGACUGUAUUAACCCUGGUGAAUUCAGCUUGCAAUCCAAUAAUGUAUGCAUUGAUCACCAGCCAAUUUAGGGGCGGACUAAAACGAGUUUAUCGCCAGAUUCGUCGGAGUAUUUUCGCGGGAGACUCGAGGCAAAUAAACCUGAACGGGCCGCGAGGAGAUUCGCGCAGUUCAUGGACAUUUACAAGAUCGAGCGCUAAGCGAAUAUUUGCUGCUCAAGAAACUGCAGUGCGGCCGAGACUUGCUUGUGCGGUGAUAAGGGAAGAAAGUUCUAUGAAUGCGAAAAUGCCAGAUAAAACUAGUCGAAUUGUGGAUUCCCCGGCGACAAUCUAUCCUUUGACAUUACAAGUUCCGGAGGAGACAGGGCAUAAAAGUUUUAAAAUUAUUAAAAACGGGUGGACAGGGGACGGUACACAAUUAGCUUAG
Molecule: messenger RNA, 1263 nt
Organism: Porites evermanni
Lineage: Eukaryota; Metazoa; Cnidaria; Anthozoa; Scleractinia; Poritidae
Source: the annotation of a GenBank genome assembly